AUGAUAACUAGAUUCACAAACCGAUUCUAUCACUUUGUAAACAACAGUGGUCUACAUGGUGUUCAAUAUUUGGAUCGUCGAUAUGGACUGAUUGAUCGCACUUAUUGGGUUUGCGUUAUGAUUGGAUCUGUCAUUGCAAUGACUGUCGUAUUUGUGUACACAUUGAAUGACUACGCGGAUGAUCCGAUUGUUAUCAACGUAAAUCCAAUUAUCUCAAAAGAGAACAGUGUUUUCCCAGCUGUGUCUGUUUGUAUUCAGAGAUAUGACCAUGAACGUAGAAGAGUAAGUACCGAGAGGAUCGAACAAUUUGUGAGAAAAUAUUACGCAGAACACAACAUCAAAGAGCCACAAGACAAAGACUACUACAAUCAACUUAUACGCUACGCCUAUGCAGGUCAUUCAGGUCUUGGCAACGGAUAUUAUGCAUGCCAAGCAACCAACAGUACUUGUGGCAUGGAUAUCGAAGCUCUAAAGCAACUGUUAUUCCCGUAUUGCAAUGAACUGUUCUACAAUAUUCAAUUCAAUGGCAAACGUUAUCACGAUUGUGGCGAUCUAUUCAAGCGACAGAUAGUUCACAAUGCGG
Molecule: messenger RNA, 583 nt
Organism: Sitodiplosis mosellana (orange wheat blossom midge)
Lineage: Eukaryota; Metazoa; Arthropoda; Insecta; Diptera; Cecidomyiidae
Exons: 4
Biological process (GO): sodium ion transport
Cellular component (GO): membrane
Molecular function (GO): sodium channel activity
Source: RefSeq, a predicted model, not a curated record